AUCCUAGGACCUAUUCAUGGUGGCUCUUUAUUGUAUCUGGUUCGCCGUCGAGACUACACGAUUGUCAAUCAUUGUGAUAUUUUGACGCAUGAACCCGCGACGUGCUGGGACCUAGGCGCAAAUGGUAAUCAUUGUCAUAUCGGAAUGUUAAUACGAUGCGAAUUCGAAGUUAUAAUUGUCAUCACGAUGAUAUCGAUAGCUUAAAUGGCAGACCAGUGCCAUUACGAGUCUGCCGCACCCUGACAGGUACUCUUCUUCCCAGAUCCACUGGCAGUUGUCCUUCCCAGUCUUCCGACUGCGCCGUAAUCAUCAGUAUACGGUCAUCAUGUCACAAGAUACUGACAAUCAAAUUUUGGGCGUCGUGUUACUCGUUCGUCACGGUGAUCGACAAGGACUUUAUCAAAACCCUGAUACCUAUACCGCAACUGGUACGGUGAUCACUCCCCUGGGCAAUCAAGAAGAGUUCAUGCUCGGUAGUUACCUACGUUCAUUAUACUUGAAUCAGUCAUCACCUUCGUACCUCCCUGGUAUGAGCACAGGGCUAUUCAACCCGGCCCAGGUGUUCAUUCAAGCAGACGCUGGAGACGAAGGUGGAGUCAUAUAUGAUUCUUGUGUGUCAUUAACGCAGGGACUUUGGCCUGCCACACUCUCAAACAAUGUCACUCUUGCCAAUGGGACAACGAUCACAGCUCCCCUCGGAGGGUAUCAGUAUGUGCCUAUCGACGCUGUUGAUCCUAAUUUGAGUACACAAUUGGAAGGUUUCACUAAUUGCAAUACAUUCGACACGCAUACGACAGACUUUUACCAAUCAUCCGUCUUUCAAGAGAUGGCUGCACAAAGCGCACCUUUCUUGGACUCUUUGCCUCCUUAUCUGAAUGGAAGAUCAGUACAACUGGAGAAUAUGUGGAAUAUCUUCGACUUUAUGAAUGUGAAUAAUAUCCAUAAUGCCACCUUUGCCGAGGCUCUCCCACCCACAUACAUGGCGCAAGUACAAGCUUUGGCUAAUUGGCAUGAGUACAACGUCUUUAGCGAUCGGUCCAUUGGAGGCAUCGGGAACAUUGCCGGUACGGCUAUUCUGCCAUCGAUUCUCAGUGGAUUUGCAAACAUCAUGAAAUCUACAAAUCCUGUGCCGUUAUCGAUUACCGCCAUUUCAUACAAACCUUUCAUCUCCCUCUUUAAUAUGACAGGCGUUGCUAGUGCAAACCCGAGUCUUGCAGGCAUUGUCAACUACGCUUCCGCCGUUGCCUUGGAGCUGCGUCAACCUUCCGGGGGUGGUGAACCUGUCAUCCGUUUCAACUUUAAGAACGGAACCAGUGAUGCAACCUUCGUGACAUACGACUUCCUCAACAUCACAGGAGAUGUCCCGUUAUCUGCUUUCAUUGAUGCUAUGGCUCCUGUCGCGGUGAACACCACCGCAAAUUGGUGCAGUGUUUGUGCCAACACUCAAGACAUGCCUUGCUCUGCUCUUGCUCUUGCGACAGCUCAAGGAGAAGCAGCUGCUCGACCCAAAAUCAGUUCAGCUGGAGCCGGCGUCCUUGGCGCGGGUUUAACUCUUGCAGUUGUUAUAUUGAUGGGUAUCACCCUGGCUUUCCUCGGAUUGAUGACGAUUGUUCAUACUCAAAGACACCUCAAGUAUGUGAUUCGGGCAUGCGAAGAUGAAGACGCUGAGGAAUGUAAGAAGAAGCCAAGAAACAAUGCAGCUAUAGGUCGUAAAGGUGUUGUAUAA
Molecule: messenger RNA, 1726 nt
Organism: Suillus bovinus
Lineage: Eukaryota; Fungi; Basidiomycota; Agaricomycetes; Boletales; Suillaceae
Product: histidine phosphatase superfamily
Exons: 11
Coding region: 326-1726 (466 amino acids)
Biological process (GO): dephosphorylation
Molecular function (GO): phosphatase activity
Source: RefSeq, a predicted model, not a curated record